Amyelois transitella is the source of this 2063-nucleotide messenger RNA. Its product is annotated as pyruvate kinase. Gene Ontology annotation, biological process: glycolytic process. Gene Ontology annotation, molecular function: pyruvate kinase activity; magnesium ion binding; potassium ion binding. Gene Ontology annotation, cellular component: cytoplasm. The coding region runs from base 180 to 1787 and encodes 535 amino acids. Lineage: Eukaryota; Metazoa; Arthropoda; Insecta; Lepidoptera; Pyralidae. The record is from RefSeq and is a predicted model, not a curated record. The transcript is spliced from 11 exons.
GUGUUUAUUAAUAUUGUGAGAUAGGCGCCUUACAGACAGUGAACCAGUAGUGAUAAGAGGGCAUUUGGUUUAUUAUCAACUGACUGAUAAAUAUCGGACAAUCGGGACGCAAUUUCCAUUCGAGACUUUGAAUGAAUUGGUUGUGUCAUAAUUAUUGAAAUCAGUUUUGUGAAGUUAAAAUGAAGGCUAUUGCUAAUCGAUCAGGAUCAUUGAUGGGAUCGGCCGACAAGCCGAGCAUGCAGCAGGCGGCCGCCAACGCGGGGUCGCACCUCCAGCACAUGUGCGCCCUCGACAUCGACUCCAAGGCUUCCUAUGUCCGCCUGUCGGGCAUCAUCUGUACCAUCGGGCCGGCUUCCCGGGACGUAGCCAUGCUGGAGAAGAUGAUGGAGACCGGCAUGAACGUGGCUCGCAUGAACUUCUCCCACGGUUCCCACGAGUACCAUGCGGAGACCAUCAAAAAUUGUCGCGAGGCUGAGAAGAACUACAGUGCUAAACUUGGCAUGCCCUUCUCUUUGGCCAUCGCUUUGGAUACCAAGGGGCCUGAGAUCAGAACUGGACUCUUGGAGGGCGGUGGUUCUGCAGAGGUGGAACUGAAGAAAGGCGAGACGAUCAACCUGACCACAAACCCAGCUUUCCAAGAGAAGGGCACCAAAGACACGGUGUACGUGGACUAUCAGAACAUUACCAACGUGGUCAAGCCGGGCAAUAGGAUCUUUAUCGAUGACGGUCUCAUCUCUGUCAUCUGCCAGUCUUCAACAGCUGAUACGCUGACGUGCACUAUUGAAAAUGGAGGUUUACUCGGCUCCAGGAAGGGAGUCAACCUACCCGGCCUGCCCGUGGACUUGCCGGCUGUAUCGGAGAAGGACAAGUCCGACCUUCUUUUUGGUGUUGAACAGGGGGUGGAUAUGAUCUUCGCGUCGUUCAUCCGCAACGGAGCCGCGCUGGACAACAUCCGCAGCGUCCUCGGAGACAAGGGGAAGCACAUCAGGAUCAUCUCCAAGAUCGAGAACCACCAGGGCAUGGUCAACCUGGACGAGAUUAUUGCCGCAUCCGACGGUAUCAUGGUCGCCCGCGGUGACCUGGGUAUCGAGAUCCCGCCAGAAAAGGUGUUCCUUGCUCAGAAGACCAUGAUUGCUCGCUGCAAUAGGGUCGGCAAGCCAGUUAUCUGCGCCACCCAAAUGUUAGAAUCCAUGGUUAAGAAACCACGUCCUACCCGCGCGGAAACAUCAGAUGUCGCGAACGCAAUUCUAGAUGGCGCUGACUGUGUGAUGCUCUCCGGAGAGACGGCCAAGGGCGACUACCCGCUGGAGUGCGUUCUGACCAUGGCUAAUAUCUGCAAGGAAGCCGAAGCUGCUAUCUGGCACAAGCAGCUCUAUAUCGACCUUGUCGGCGAGGUCGUGCCACCAAGUGAACCGGCCCACUCCACCGCUAUCGCCGCCGUCGGCGCUUCAGUCAACUGUCACGCCGCCGCCAUUGUAGUCAUCACCACCAGUGGCAGAUCAGCUCAUCUGCUGUCCAAAUACAGGCCAAGAUGUCCUAUCAUCGCAGUCACGAGACACCCACAGACAGCCAGGCAGGCACAUCUGUAUAGAGGAGUGUUGCCCAUUGUGUACCAAGAAUCUGCUGCCAGCGAUUGGCUGAAGGACGUCGACAAUCGCGUCCAAUACGGUCUGAAGUUCGGUCGCACGCGCGGUUUCCUGAAGACAGGCGACAACGUCGUGGUGGUCACAGGGUGGAAACAGGGCUCCGGAUUUACCAACACCAUGCGGGUUAUCCAAGUUGAAUAAAUUGAAAUGGACAGCGCACAACGUGUAAACUAAAUUUUACAAAAUAAAAUUAAAUGAUAAUAAAAACUGAUUUAUUUUUAAGUAUUAGCGCAAGAGCAAGUGAUAUAAACCCAGAUCUAUGUAUAGUGAUAAAUGGAUAGAAUUCAAAUGAAUUGUAUAAAUUUCUCUCGAAAUGCUAUUAGCUCUAGGAAUAUUUAUUUGUAUGAUAAGUUAUGAUACCGAGAGUAUUGUAAUGUUACUUGUUUGCAUAUGCAAUAAUAAAGUUUUUAAAAUGUA